GUGUUGGGUAACUGUGACUGGGCCAGGUAGGUACAUGGGUAGAGAAAUAUUUGACCUUGUUUGUUUCAUCAGGAAGCCUCCAAAAUGGUUUUCCCACAUGAAACAAAGAAAAUGCUAAUAAACAUUCUGUUAGAAAGUGUUGGGUUAAACAAAGAAACCAUUUGAUCAUAUGAUACAUAUGCUUGUUUAGUAAGAAAAGAGCUCUUUAUUGACUGGUGUUUGGUCUUUCUGUCUCUGAGGUAUAGUAUAGCACAUGGCAGUAGCAUGAUCAGACCUUUUAAUUCAGAUUGAAAUAUUUAUCUCAGCGAUCCAUGAGACUUUUCUUUUCCUGAAACAAAUAGACAUUUUAUUUAGAGCAAUAUUUGACUUUAUUUUAAGCUUUAGAUUAAUUGAUGGUCUUUUUUCUUUCAGGCUUAUCAAAGUUUUGGCUUUGUGACAAAAACAAGUCAAGACUUUUCUCUGGUGAACAGGUGUGCAGACCGUGACAUAUGUCUGUCCAAGAAAUAAGUAAACAUGCAGUUCUCCCUCCUAUCAUUAAUAGAAGUGACAAGGAAUUUUUGGAAAGAAUGCAAAGAUACAUAACUAUAGAAACUGAAAGAGUGGGCUGUGAUGAGGAAGGACCUGUUGAUGAAUAUUACAUCAUAUACCGAAAUGUUUUUGAUCAGGUAUCAUAAUGCUCUAAGACAAGGGAGUUUUUAAUGUGGUAGAAAUGGUCUGUCUUGACAACUAACAUUCCUGCCUUAGUAGCACCACUGCUUGUUUGACUACAUUCCGUCUGUCAGUUUUGAGAAGUUCAUCCAAUUUGUCAGAAAGGGAUGAAUGGGUAAAAUGCAAUGCUGAAUUUAUUUUACUAGACAAUUAAUGAGUGUUUCGGUUAUUGUAGCAUAAGUGCAGGCCACCAGUUUUUGAGCAACAACCUAACUGUGCCCUCUCAUAUCAUUUUGACCUUCCAUCUCAAAUCAUUAUCUGAUUUGUUAGGAAUUGGGCUGUAAGCAAGAACCUGAUAGUUCUUUGUCGUUUUGGGUUGGUUUGUGGUAUCAUUAAAAUCUUGGUUUAGAUUUGAUCUAGCAUAUUAAAUUAAGGCCCCUUGUAGAUUAGAGGUCUAGACAGGCAGGGUAAACAAGGGGUUUAACUGCACUGAACAUUGGAAAUAUGGAGGUCAGAAAAUGCUGUGGCUUUAUGUGAUAUUUGAUUUUGCUUUUCAAGGUUUUAGAAAUACCUGCUUUUCCUUAUAAACAAUUGCAAUAUGGCCACCAAUCCUCAUUUUUUUUACCUCACUUUUUUUUUUUUUACCCCCAUUGGAAGAUGCCCUGACAGUAAAAUAAAUGAAGUCAGCAUCCUUUCCUCCUUACCUAGAAGAAGUAAUUUCUUAGGUUAAGACUUCUGUAAACUAUUGGUCUCUGAGUAAAACAGCCAUAGGCAAAAUAGGAACUCAGUGUUUUGUUUAAAUUUUAAACUUUACACACUCAGUCUUAUUUGUCUUCUAAAUAAAAAUAUAGUGCCUCGCUCUAAGGAAAAAUGAGCACAAAGUAGUGAUAUAUGCCAACAAGUAGAAUUAAGAAAAUUGAUGCAUAUCCAUAAAAAGUAUAAAAUGGAAAAAAAGUAUCUUUUCUUCCUUUUUUUUUAAAUUUUAUUUUUAUAUUUGUUUACUUAUUUUUGGUUGCAUUGGGCCUUCGUUGCUGCACGCGUGCUUUCUCUAGUUGCAGCCACCAGGGGCUACUCUUAGUUGUGGUCUGCAGGCAUCUCUUUGCUGUGGCUUCUCUUGUUACAGAACAUGGGCUCUAGGUGCGCGGGCUUCAGUAGUUGUGGUGCGUGGGCUCUAGAGCACAGGCUUGGUAGUUAUGGCACAUGGGCUUAGUUGCUCCACAGCAUGUGGGAUCUUCCCAGACCAGAGAUUGAACCCGUGUCCCCUGUACUGGAAGGUGGAUUCUUAACCACUGUGCCACCAGAGAAGUCCCUUUUCUUUGUUUUAAGUCAUCUAGAAAAUCUGUCUUUUGGAACUGGUACAUUGGCAGGUUAGCUUCAUUUUAUAAGUUGUUAUGAUCAAUAAAAUUGUUUUGAUGUUUUAGUCAUUAAGGAUUGUAUUAGGUGAGUGUUUAAAGGUAGUGUAUAUGUAUUGAGUAGGUUUAUAAAUAUCAAGAAUCAUGCUGAGACUCUACUUGUGUGAAAUCAGCAAAGGAAAAUUAUCAUAACUGUAACAUACUUAUCUUUGCAUGUCUAAAUGCUAACACUAAUCAGAAGUUUUCUUACAUGAAGAACUCUGCUUUAAAUUAGUAUAUGAGGGUGAGUCAAAAAUUAUAUGCACUCUGGCUGUAGAAUUUAUAGAAAUUUUAAUAUAACUGGAGUGCGAAUAAUUUUUGACUCAUCCCCGUUUUAUAGUGAAGUCAUUUUGGAAGAGGUGUUGGUAAAUUUAAUUCUUAGAGAAAAGACAUGGGAGUAAAUAAAAGAUAAUUUCUACAUCUUUAGUUCUUUUCUCCCUACCUCACAAGAUUUCCAUUUGGACUAUUUGUACAUUGUACAGUUAUAAAUGUACAUUUGUACAUUGUGAAGAAUCCUCUUCUUCAGGACUAAGAGGGGAUUUGAAAUAGAAAUCAUUUGGUACUUAGAGAAACUUUUCUUCUAGCUAGAUAAUAAUAAGAUAAUCUGUCUUUCUAUUUUCAUGCUAUUCCAGCACAUUUGAUUGUUAAUAAACUAUUAAUGUCUGCCUUCUCUAAUUUUCCUUCUCUCUUGGAAGGAUCUAGUUGGGCAGAAGAUAAAAGUAUCAACUUGCAUAUCUGAGUACUUAGAAUCAGAGAACAAAUACCAAAUUCUGUUUAAAAUCAAAGAUAGAGGAUUUAGCUUAGAGAACCGUGCCUACAUCAAAGCAAGGAGGACCUGAGGCUUGUGUAACAAGAGUUGAAGGUAGGUUGCAGAGAGUGCCAAUGACUUAGUAGGCAAAGAAGACCAAAGCUAGGAAGAGUGAGCUUCAGUAGAUAUGGGUGAAUUAUGAAGGCAUUUGGACUCUAGAAAGUGACUGGCCUUUUGCAUUCCUGAUAGCGUGUUGUACAAAUAAUGUAUAUUUGCGUGUAGGAGCUGAGGUGGAAUGAAUACCAUUCCUCUUCUCCCUCAGAUCUCUGUACCUGGUAAGUAUGACUCUGUUUUGGGGGGGUUAACGGAAACUUUUAUACAGGAGUCUGAAACUUGAAUGCCUAAAGGCCAAGAAGGUCAUAUAAAAGAGGUAUGUGGACCGGCUUUAAGAGAAUAAGAAAUUAUGGGGACUGUGGUAAAAUGAAAAAUCAGUCCAAUCUAAAGCUCCAGCUGAUUACUGCCAUUAGGAAUGGGGGUUCCACGUUGGUAGAUUUUUCAGAGUUUUCAAGAGAAGCUGAAAAUUUGGGUUUUGGAUGAAAUUUCCUAAAUUUUAAAAUAUUCUGUGGGCCAAGCAAAACUGUUCUACCUCUGGCAUACCAGUUUGCCUCCUUUAUUUUAAUGCAUUUUUUUGUGCAUUCUGAAAGAUUCCUAUGGGUGUUCUGAUAUCUAUUUCUUCUGGCAGACCCAUAUGGGAUCUGAUCAUGAUGUUUCUACGAGUCUGUUUUCUAUCCAUUAACAUAUCUGAGUUGUCUUGAAUUGUUGCAGCACACCAUAGAGGCUUGUGGAGUGGAGGAUGGCUGGGAACUGGGGAGUAUUUAAUUUGAAAGACCACAGAUUAAUGGUCUCUAUUUUAUUGAAAGUUGCUGGGUGGCAGUCUUGAAUUGUGUGGAUAGGUAAUAUGGUCAUGUCAAAAAGAUAGCCAUCUUCUCCUGCUGCUUGGCAUUGAUGAAUUAUCUCCUUAUACCAUUUGUUUUUUGUUUUUUUUUUUUUUUCCCCCACUGUGCAACUUGUGGAAUCUCAGUUCUCCUACCAGGGAUUGAACCUAGGUCAUGGCAGUGAAAGUGCUGAAUCCUAACUGCUAGACCACCAGGGAACUCUCCUCCUUAUACCAUUUUUUGAUAGACCAGAUAUCUUCCUGGAUAAUUUUUUCUAGGUAUUUUCUAGCUAACAGUGCAAUAUACCAGAGACUAGAGAUAUAGCAGGGGUAGAAAGCAUAAUUGUAUCUUUAAGAGAAAAUUGUGGAUUAACCACAUCUAUUCUUUUUUUUUUAAUUAUUUAUUUAUUUAUUUUAUUGCCUGUGUUGGGUCUUUUUUGCUGUGUGCGGGCUUUCUUUUGUUGUGGUGCGUGGGCUUCUCAUUGCUGUGGCUUCUCUUGUUGCAGAGCAUGGGCUCUAGGCAUGUGGGCUUCAGUAGUUGCAGCACAUGGGCUCAAUAGUUGUGGCUCAUGGGCUUAGUUGCUCCUCGGCAUGUGGGAUCUUCCUGGAGCAGGGAUCGAACCCGUGUCCCCUGCGUUGGCAGGCAGAUUCUUAACCACUGUGCCACCUAGGAAGCCCACAUCUAUUCUUUAUAUGCCUCGAUGCCUUCUGAAAUCCUCGUGAGCAGAAUUUGGCAACCAUAAAUUAUAAUUAUUUUUAACUUUUUUGUUUUUGAACUUCUUUAAAGUGCUUCUUAGUUAUUAUUGUUUUUGUUUUGUUGUGGUUUUUGUUUGUUUGUUUUCUUGGUAUGGGUAAUGCCUACACAAGAUGAACCAGAAAAAGAAAGAAAGGAAGGAAGGAAGGAAGGGAAAGAGAGAAAGAAAAGUAAAAGAACCAAUAAGAAGAGUAUACAAUGAAAAGUCAGGUCCCUGUCAUCUUAGACCUUACUUACCCUUUCCUUCUCUGUAGGUUUCUGUUUUCUUCCAUUAUCGUUCCAGAGAUACUCUGAAGGUUUCCUUCUCUGUAGGUUUCUGUUUUCCUUUCCUUCUCUGUAGGUUUAUAUUUUCUUCCAUUAUCGUUCCAGAGAUAUUAUGUACUUAAACACCAUUGUAAACCAUGAAUAUAAUGUGUGAAGGGUUUUUUUUUCUACAAUUGCGCUUAACAUCUUGGAAUAGACACACAGUUUGGUAAUUGAGAGUAUUGAUCAGCUAGUAGGAACAGAUGGGUAAGAAAAACAGGGAAGUGAAGAAAGUCCAGGUUUUUAAGGUCUGAAUGAAGUCAGAGACUAGAUUUGGAGGUAAUGAGGGACGAUAUGUAAUUGUAUUUACAAGGUCCAGAAUUGGGAUAAUUAGACCUGGUAUUGGUUUUGACUGACCUCAUAUAAUGUAUGUGUUAAUUCCUAGUAGAGCAAAAAACAUGUUUUUUUUUCUUUCUUUCUUAUAUUUAAGCUCACAGAAUUGUAAUGAUUCACAAAGAGCAUACAUUCAGUAAUGAUUAACUGUCUUUAAUACCCAGUCAUAUUGCAUAUAAGUGCAAGCUCAAAUUUGUAAAAUUUUAAAGCUCUAAUUGCCCAUGAUGUUUCAUUAAAAAAAAAAAAAUCUAUAAUGCUAUUUGCAAGGCUUUUGAUCCAUAGUCUUCUAGAAAAAAAUUCAGUACAUAGGCAGAAAAAUCAUAUUUCAGGUAAUAGAAUAUGUCACUGCCUACAAAUCCAUUCUUACUUCAAUCAAAAAAGAAUACGAUGCCUUUAUUGAGACAAUAAAGAAAAGCCAAAGAACUGCAUUUUAUCUUCAUGGGAAACUUAAAGUUUUGGCAGGAGAGCCCACAGCAUUGGUAUAUCACAGGAAAAGAAUAACCCAACUUCAAGCAAAGAUGAGGCUUAUUGAAAAUAAUUCCUCAAAGAUUCAAUUGCAAAUAGAUGAAAUGAAACAACUUAGGGCAGAGUAUGACACAAAAGAAGGACAAUACUAUACUUUCUGCAAAGAUCCUUCAAAACCUAUUCCAGGCAUGACUCUCCAAGAAUCAGUCAAUUUAGAUGCUCUCACUAAAUACUUGAAACAUCUUGAAGAUAAAUAUGCAGAAAUUGAAGAACUUAUGUCAAAAAACUAUGUGCCAGCUCAGAGGAAAGCAGAUUUAGAGGAGGAAAUGACUUUAGUAUUAGAACGGCGAGAUUUAACUGAAAAUUUGAACAAUGAAUUACAGUUUUGUCAUCAAAGACUGCAGAUUAUUUCACAGGCACUUACUUUGUGGGUAAAAUCUGAUAUGAGCAGAUCAUUUCAAGACUUCGUGGAGCACUUUCAGAAAAAUAAAGAUUUACACGGUGAACAAGGCAUUGUUGAGGAACUACUUGAAGAAGACCCAGGCAAGGCAAAAGAAGCUGAAAUUUUGCUGUACUACGUCAAAAGGUUCAAUGAAUUAAUCUCACUUGGGGAAUAUGAAAAGGCAGUUUAUUUUGCAGUGAACAGUCCUAGAAGAGUUCUUCAAAACAUUGGGACAGUGAAUAAAUUUAAGGCUGUUGGAAAAAUUAGAGGAAAGCCUUUCCCAUUACUCUUAUUUUUUGAGGCUAUCUUUAGCAUAAGUCAUGCUUUUAGACAUCCUGUUGAUGCAGAACUAACUCUGGAAGGAAUCAAAUGUGGAUUAUCUGAAAAACGUUUAGAUUUAGUUAUCAAUUGGGUCACCCAGGAAAGUGAAUGUGGCCUCCAAAAGAAAGCUCUUCUUUGCCUGUGUAAACAGGGUCAAGUUCAUGGGGCCAUGGAAUACCUACAACAAUUCAAGGACUUUACUUCCGAUGACCUGAUGCAGUUAAUAAAGUUGUGUCCCCACACUGAAUUAAUUCAGUGUCUCACUAAAGAAUGGAAUGGGAAACCACCAUAUUUAUCUUUUGGUCUUACUGUACUUUACCUGUUCUCUGUAGAUAUGAAAAAAGUUGGCAUUAAGCUACUUCAAGAAAUAAGUAAAGGUGGAAAAGAUGCAGUUGAACAUCUUAUGAUAAAUGAUCCAUUUUGCUCCCUAGAAAAGUGGCAAGAAUUAGCAAAUGUAUGUUUACAGAAUGGCUUUGACAAAUUAUCUAAUGACAUCAUGUCUAUUCUUCGAUCUCAGGCUGGGGUUACAGAAAUUUCUGAAGAGGAUGAUACAGUUAACUUAAUGCAGCAUGUUUUUUGGUAGUUCUACAUCUUAACCAGUUGAGGGAGCCUGUACAACAUUUUAUGUAUAUCAGUUGGGCAAACUGAUUUUGGUAUAACUAACUUAUAAAUAAAUCUGGAGUGUGAAGUUCU
Molecule: messenger RNA, 7032 nt
Organism: Hippopotamus amphibius kiboko
Lineage: Eukaryota; Metazoa; Chordata; Mammalia; Artiodactyla; Hippopotamidae
Gene: CLHC1
Product: clathrin heavy chain linker domain containing 1
Exons: 10
Coding region: 5630-6922 (430 amino acids)
Biological process (GO): receptor-mediated endocytosis
Cellular component (GO): clathrin complex
Molecular function (GO): clathrin light chain binding
Source: RefSeq, a predicted model, not a curated record